Molecule: messenger RNA, 933 nt
Organism: Odocoileus virginianus texanus
Lineage: Eukaryota; Metazoa; Chordata; Mammalia; Artiodactyla; Cervidae
Source: RefSeq, a predicted model, not a curated record
AGGUAGAAAAUGGUUGCCCCUGUUCACCACCUGUGAAGACUUAGAAACACACAACUACGGCUUUGGUCCUCUAAGUGUUUCAGGAUGUAAAUGUAGCCUGACUUUUCCCUGAUGGGCUGUUAAAUCAUGGACAUGCUAAACAAGUUUCUUCGGACUGUCCUUCCAGAAGAUGCUUUGGCUUCUCUCUCGAAUGCUCACUAGGCGUUUGUAGCUGACAAGGAAAAGCUAGAAGGCUGUGAACUGGAAAGUUCUCUUACAAUGAAAAUUACGAGCACCUCCUGCAUCUGCCCAGUCCUCGUGUGUCUCUGUUUUGUGCAGAGGUGUUAUGGGGCCACUCACCACAGCUCCAUCAAGGGGACCAGAAACCAAACCAAACACAUCGAAGGUGAAACCGAAGUCCACCACCGUCCUAAAAGGGGGUGGGUUUGGAAUCAGUUCUUUGUUUUAGAAGAACAUAUGGGACCAGAUCCACAGUAUGUUGGAAAACUGCACUCCAAUUCUGACAAAGGUGAUGGGUCUGUCAAGUACAUCCUUACUGGAGAAGGUGCUGGGACUAUUUUUAUCAUUGAUGAUACCACGGGUGACAUCCACUCAACAAAAAGCCUAGACAGGGAGCAGAAGACCCACUAUGUACUUCAUGCUCAGGCUAUUGACAGACGAACGAACAAGCCCCUUGAGCCUGAAUCCGAGUUUAUCAUCAAAGUGCAAGACAUCAAUGACAAUGCUCCAAAGUUCACAGAUGGACCAUAUAUUGUAACUGUGCCUGAAAUGUCAGAUAUGGGUACCUCUGUUCUACAGGUGACAGCUACUGAUGCAGAUGACCCUACCUAUGGGAACAGUGCUCGAGUGGUUUACAGUAUUCUCCAGGGACAACCCUACUUCUCCGUAGACCCUAAAACAGGUUAGUACUUCUAUGGAUAAUUGAUGUACAGA